AUGUCAAACAGAAAUUUUAACGAGAUGAACGAACUGAACAUGACCAACACAAAUUAUGGCAACACAAAAUAUACCGCUCAGCAGCAUCAAGGCGUAGUGAAUGCCAUCAUCUCUUCGCUUACAGCCCCGGACCAGCCCACCACUGUGUCUUUACAAUACUCUAACGACAAGAAUAUGGCCACUGAAAUACAAGCUUAUGCUAAACUAUCUGGGCCCACUUGGACAUACUACGUGAAAGAAUUAGAGGUUUCUAUAGGCAGAAACACGGAGCCUAUGAGCAACCCACUACAGGAAAAUUCAGAGGGCGUGAAGAACUCGUACCGAGUGAAUAUUGAUCUUGGACCAGCAAAAGUCGUUUCUAGGAAACACGCCAUAAUAAAAUACAACAUGAACAUUGGCGGUUGGGAAUUACACAUAUUGGGUCGCAACGGUGCUAAAGUCAAUUUUCAAAGAGCCCACAAUGGACCCAAUAAUCCACCCAUUAGAUUGUCUUCAGGGACUUUAUUAGACAUAGGCGGCACACAAAUGAUGUUUAUCCUGCCCGAUAGUGACCCAGUGAUUGCUCCCAUAUGUAUGGAGCAUUUGAUGCCUAACCUGAUAAGUAUGUACGGGUUGGAUGGUAACAACAAUCCUUUACUAAGAGACAUCAUCAAACAAUCAAACUAUGCUAAACAAAAACAAUUCACUUCUAAUCAACAAAUCAAAGGGUUCAAGCUUUACGGAAGUGGUACUAAUGUUCCCUUUGGCAACGGAACAAACUUGGGAUCUAACGAGCAAGGUGUCUUCAACAACGGUAACAACAAGAACAAAAACGGUUAUUUCACAUCGACGGAUCCAGGUUACGCAGCAUCUGCAACGGCUGAUACCGUCAAUCAACCAUCCGGAUCACCACAGGGGCCUUCAAAUACAAUCAUCGCUGCAAACUUUGUUGAUUCAUACAAAUCAGCAAAUGCUUAUCCUCAAGCGUUAGAUUUCACUUCCGAUUUGUCCCAUGAUGAAAACAGAAACGUGAAACCACCCCAUUCAUACGCGACCAUGAUUACACAGGCCAUACUGUCAGCCGCGGAGGGCGUCAUUUCAUUAGCCGACAUUUACAGAUACAUCUCUUCGAAUUAUGCCUAUUACCGGUUUGCAAAAUCCGGCUGGCAAAAUUCCAUUAGACACAAUUUGUCAUUAAACAAGGCAUUCGAAAAAGUUCCUAGAAGACCAAAUGAACCAGGUAAAGGCAUGAAAUGGAGAAUUAGUGAAUCUUAUCAGCAGGAAUUUUUGAAUAAAUGGAAUACAGGUAAGGUGGGGAAAAUAAGACGUGGAUCCUCAGUGGCAAGGCAGUUACAACUACAUAUGGCCAAAUUUAACACUUUACCCAUGGAAAUGGAUUAUAGGUUGUCACUCAACAUGACGCAGCCGCCGAAACGACAACUGCAAUCUCACAAUAUUUUAGAACCAUCCAGCAAUAACGUUGUAGGAGGGUUCGUACCACAUAUACCGUCUCAAACAGCUCUCCCCCCACCGUCACAACCACAACCUCUUAUACCACAGCAGCCGUCACCACAACCACCGCAACAACGCCAAGACAUUCAGUUUACAUUUACCGAUCCGCAAAAUCGAAAUACAGCACUCGCAAGACCCAUCAAGACACCGCGAUUACAAAAUACAAGCUCAAACUCAAAUUCCUUAAAUGUCUAUAAGGAAACACUCCACCCGCCUGUAGUAUCGAUAGCACAAAUGAAUAGACAAUCUCCAAACAAUGCUCUAGUCUCCUUCACUAAUGCAUGCGCUACUUCCAAAGUAAUACACAACAACAACGAUAGCACAAGCAAUCUGACGGAUAAUAGCACCAGCAGUAAAAUGAUUCUACCUGCGAUUUCUACGUCUUUGCUAGACGAAAAUAGUAAUUCAGAACCAACAACGACCGCAUCAUCCGGGAAUUCUAACCUAGCACCCCAUUCUGGCACAACAACGUCGUCACUCGCACCAAACAACCUUCACCUUUCCCAACCUUAUGACACACUACUACGGUCUCCUACUAAAGCAUUUCAUAUUACGGCAAUGGAAGCAUAUACACCAGAGAGAGGAAGCGCUAAUCGGAAUAGAUCACCCCUCCAUAGUAACAAUAUCAAUAACAACAACAACAACAUCAACAACAACAACAACAUCAUCAACAACAACAACAACAGCAAUCUGAACAAUUCUAACUUACAAACUAAUGGAACGGAGAACAAACACUCAGGCUCCAUAUUGGAUUCUAAUGUGUUGAAGAACAUGGAAUCAAACAAUGACAAUAGACGGCUUACUCCAUCUACAAACAAGUCACAAAGCAUAAAAAGUUCCCCUGGUGUUUGGAAUCUCUUGCAAUUUAGCUCUGUGAACAACACACCCGCUACUAAUACCGUAAGCAAUAAGAAGGGACUUCCCACAAAUCAAGAUAUCAAAAGUGCUGAUGAGGAGAACGCUCCUUCUGAAAAGGAUUCAGACACAAACUCAAAUGACUUGGAGAUAAAAGAUGUUAACUCUUCGCCUUUGAAGAACCAAGGUGGAGGUGCCGCGAAUGCCAAGGAACUAAUAUUAGAUACAGAUGGUGCAAAGAUCAGUAUUAUCAAUAACUAA
Saccharomyces eubayanus is the source of this 2607-nucleotide messenger RNA. It is a transcript of the gene FKH2, whose product is annotated as forkhead family transcription factor FKH2. Gene Ontology annotation, molecular function: protein binding; DNA-binding transcription factor activity, RNA polymerase II-specific; RNA polymerase II cis-regulatory region sequence-specific DNA binding. The transcript has a single exon. Gene Ontology annotation, biological process: regulation of transcription by RNA polymerase II. Lineage: Eukaryota; Fungi; Ascomycota; Saccharomycetes; Saccharomycetales; Saccharomycetaceae. The coding region runs from base 1 to 2607 and encodes 868 amino acids. The record is from RefSeq and is a predicted model, not a curated record.